Molecule: messenger RNA, 2253 nt
Organism: Haemonchus placei
Lineage: Eukaryota; Metazoa; Nematoda; Chromadorea; Rhabditida; Trichostrongylidae
Source: the annotation of a GenBank genome assembly
AAUUUUCAAUUGUUUAGCGUACAACUCGGCCUUGACUCCCUCCUCUCCGAUUAUGGACUUGAGGCAGUUCUAUCUCGCCCUAACAUAAUUGAUGACAAAGGAUUGCUUUUUGGCUCUCCUAGUUCUACUUCAUCAUCUCCUCCCCUCUCUGACUCGCCUUGUGAUCAGGUACUACUUCAUUUGUUUUUUUNGUUUCGCAUAAUAUUUAGUUGUUUUUAUUUGCGAAACGGCAACUCUAACACAACCAACCGCUCAGCUUGUACUGGAUGUAAGUCUGGUGAGCGUGCAUCCCAUUACUGUCAAGAGUGUACUCACUACCUUUGCACCAACUGUACGAUGGCUCAUCAAUACAUGCACUGCUUUGAAGGGCAUCGCGUGGAACCGAUUUGCCAGGUUCAGGUUCAAACCUAUCGAAAUGCUGCUACUGGGUAUUUGCUCCCAUUUUCUCUUACUUACGUAUACGGACUAUGUUUUCAGCCGUCGAUGCCACCAUCUAAUGCUGCUUCUGCACAUGAACGAUCCUGCAAGUGUCUGCAACAUCGUGCGCAGCCCUUGCGUUUCUUCUGCUUAACAUGUAACCUGGCGAUUUGUCGCGAGUGCACCCUGGUCGAACAUGCCCAACCUGCACAUCAGUAUGAACCCAUCACUGAGGUUGCUGACAAGCAACUGAGUACGAUGGAAAUGCUGGUCAAUGAAGCUCGGAACAAACACAUGGAUCUGCUAGAGAUGUUCAAACAGGUGGAUGCAUCUCAGCAACGAUUAAGUGCUAGUCUAAGCCGAGCUCACUCACAGCUUGAUGAAAACGUCAAUGCUUUGGUGCGUAUCAUUGAUGAGGCGCGUAAGUCUGCAGCCAAGGAAAUCGAUACCGCGUUUUCUGCCAAACAGAUCCAGCUAACCAUGGUGGAUAAACGUAUCCAACAAAUGACCGAGAAACUUAGUCAGACGAUCGACUUCACCACGAGGCUUGUAAAAUAUGCGUCGCCUACUGAAGUUAUGGUGUUCAAACAGCUUCUUGAUACCCGCCUCCACCUGUUCCUUACAUUUAAUCCUGAUGUAAGUGGAUUACUUUCAUUUAAUGUCGACUUCGAGAACAUUGGGCAUUUCAGGCGUCAAAUGCUCUUGGAUCCUCUUCUCGUGCGCUCCCCACCCCAAGCUCACAGUGUUCCCCUUGCGCCAAGCGUGUUCUCUGACUCUAACAACUUCCUUCGUCCGAGAAAUGAAUUUGGUGGUUCUAGCCAGUCUCUCGGAAAUUUCGCCAGCGACGAUACAUGUGGUCUGCCGGUUUACAACCAUUAUGACAAAUGGUCAAUCGGAGUUGAGCCCAGCCUGGGCAUGCUUGAGCCAGGAAACAUCGAGGACGAAAAGAUGGGCCCAUUAUAUCCACCAAGCCGAUCCCAGAUAAGUCGUCAGAAGAUGAUUUAUCACUGUAAGUUCGGUGAGUUCGGUGUGAUGGAGGGUCAAUUCACUGAGCCUUCCGGUGUGGCUGUGAAUGCCCAAGGCGACAUUGUUGUUGCUGAUACCAACAAUCACCGUAUACAGGUGUUCGAUAAGGAAGGGCGUUUCAAGUUCCAGUUUGGUGAAUGCGGCAAACGCGAUGGGCAACUGUUGUAUCCUAACAGGGUAGCGGUUAACAAAAUGACCGGCGAUUUCGUUGUAACUGAGCGAUCUCCGACGCACCAGAUCCAGGUGUACAACCAGUAUGGCCAGUUUUUACGAAAAUUCGGGGCCAACAUACUUCAACAUCCCCGUGGUGUUUGUGUUGACACCAAGGGCCGGAUAAUCGUAGUGGAGUGCAAGGUGAUGCGGGUGAUCAUUUUCGACAUGUUCGGAAACAUUCUGCAGAAGUUUAGCUGUUCUCGUUACCUCGAAUUCCCGAAUGGAGUGUGCACCAACGAUAAGAAUGAGAUCCUCAUUUCCGAUAAUCGUGCUCACUGCAUUAAGGUAUUCUCCUACGAAGGACAGUUCCUCCGUCAGGUUGGGGGCGAAGGGAUCACCAAUUAUCCUAUCGGUGUGGCCAUCAAUGCAAUGGGUGAUGUCGUCGUGGCUGACAAUCACAACAAUUUCAAUCUCACUGUGUUUUCCCAGGAUGGCGCUAUGAUUGGAGCUCUUGAAUCCAAAGUGAAGCAUGCCCAAUGCUUUGAUGUGGCGUUGGUGGACGAGAGCAGUGUUGUUCUGGCAUCGAAAGACUACCGCCUUUAUCUGUAUCGUUUCCAACUCUUUGUUCCCACGAGUAGUGCGUAUGUCUCCACGUGA